AUGGCAAUGGCGGCUGUUAUCGGAGUUUCUCUUUGCUCUGCAGCGACAUUUUUUGUUUCUAUUACUCUCAUUAGAUUUAACUUGUUGAGUUUUCGUCUGCAUAAAUUAUGUACACUUGUGCAAAGUAAUAACUUUCAAAAUACUAAAUCAGUGAAUUAUUUUAUUUAUGAUGAAGUUAAAAAUUUACACCAGAGCCAUUUGUCCGCUAUUGAGUACUUUGAAAAGUGCGAAUAUAUUGGCCGCAAAGUGCUCAUGAUUCUUACCACUUAUGUUUUUGUUGGCUUGAGCUUCACAGGAACUAUGAUACUGUUUUCGUUGAGUAUAGAAAAUUAUUUCCUCUUAGUCGAAAUGAUAAUUUCAUUUAUUGCGGUCAUAUUCUUUGCAUUUCUAAUUGGUCAUUUUGGACAAAUAGUAGUCAAUGCGAGUGAUGAUAUAUUUUAUGAUUGGUAA
Trichogramma pretiosum is the source of this 450-nucleotide messenger RNA. RefSeq lists its product as uncharacterized. The transcript is spliced from 4 exons. Lineage: Eukaryota; Metazoa; Arthropoda; Insecta; Hymenoptera; Trichogrammatidae. The record is from RefSeq and is a predicted model, not a curated record. The coding region runs from base 1 to 450 and encodes 149 amino acids.